UAUGAAUCUAUCGCAUCUAUUUUUAAAUAAAAAAAAAUACGUCAAUGUCAAGUUAAAGCUUCCAUUCGUUUUCUUUUACAUUCCAUUUUUUCUGUAUAAUAAAUGUAAUUAGAUCCCGUAUCUUUAUUAAACAUUCGGCUUUAGGCCCACGUUCAAAGUUUGAUGGAUCCUUGGGGCAGCGAAAUUGCCGAAGAAACUGUAGUUUCGCCGAAAUUUGAAGACGAUUUCACGCCCGCGCUCGACUCGGGAAAAUUAUCCGAUUCGGCUGAAUACUUGGCUAUCUUAGAGCGUAAAUUGAAGUCAAUUCGAGCUAAGAACAAGGUUGUGGAGAACUUGGCGGCGUACCGCGCGGAUUGCAUCGACCGGUUGAUGCGAGAGGGCUGCGACUUGGACCCCGUCAUCGGCGACACCGAGGAAGACCAGCUCAUCGAAGAAGAAGAACCUCAGUAAACCAAACUGUAAGUAAUCAUGGCUUCAUCAUCUUCAAACAACAUUGACCUUUCUGGGCCCACUUACGUUGUGUUGAGUGGAGCUUCCCAGGGCAUCGGGCGAGCCAUAGCUGUAGAAAUAUCUAAACUCCUCGGUCCAAACUCCUUGAUGUUGCUGCUGGCGCGUAACAAGGUGGAACUGGCUGUGACAGCGGGCCUGUGCGAAUCUGACAAGGUAAAAGUUAUAUUUAACUCCAUAGACUUGUCGAAAGCAUCCAAUGAUGAAAUGAAAGCUGUAAUGAACAAUUCACUUGCUGGACAGAAAGUCACUGACUUCAACACCAGUGUGAUCUUCCACAAUGUUGGCUCUCUUGGAAACUUGGCUGUGGAGACAUUCCGUAUGGACAAUAUGGAAGAACUGAGAGAAUACUAUGACCUUAAUGUUUUUAAGGUGAUCAGUAUGAAUACCCAAUUUCUGAAGAUCUUUGAAGAAGUUGAAGACAGAGUGGUUAUUGUGAACAUUACAUCUCUGUGUGCUAUCAAGCCGAUGAGUGGCAUGGCAUACUACUGCAGUGGAAAAGCAGCUCGGGAGAUGUAUUUCAAAGUGCUUGCGGAAGAGAAAAAGCAGAUUAGAGUUCUAAACUAUUCCCCAGGCCCGGUGGAGACAGCUAUGAUUGAUUAUGUCUUAGCGGAAACGGUGAAUGAGAAUCUCAGAGAUGUGUUUACUACAUUUAAGAAUCAGGGUACCCUUCUGAAGCCUGAGAUGACGGCUAAGAAGUGCAUGCGCGUGCUGCAGGCGGGCAGGUUCGCUCCGGGUGAACACGUUGAUUACUUUGAUGAUGAGUAAUCUUUUCUUCUUUGAAUUUUUAGGAAUUUAGGUGGAGUUCUUUGACAGUUAACAUCAGUGCCAUUUUUACCCGAAUUUAUUUUAAUUAAUUCUUGAUGAUUGUUACCUAAAUGUGUACAUAAUGUUACAUGUUAAUAAAAAAAUUUGCCACUUUAUAAUAACUUUUUAAACUCAAUUUGACUUCAUCAAAUACAUUUGCCAAAUAAAGCCAAGUGAAUAGCCUAAACUAAGGCCUAACAACUUGCUUAGAACUCCUUCUAGAUAAUCAAAUUUUCCUGAAAAAGAUGCCACUUUGUCCAUUGUAAAGGGGUCAAUUCACACUCAAAAAUGGUUCCCAGACUGUAAGAAACAUUCUUAUAGGUAGAUGUCGCUAUACGCCACCCUAAGGCGUUUAGGCAUGGAGGGAAGGCAUGGAAAAAUUCGCACGUAUCCAGCAGGGCUCCGGGGCUAAGUUGGUCAUAGUGACUGUUCCAUCAAAGCAGUGGGUUGCAGGUUUUAGUUCUGCCAGAGGUGUGAAUUUUCCAUUUUUCCUUUAAUUUAAAAAUAUGCAGACUAAGGGCCAGUUGCAUCAACCACAUUUGACAGACACAUCAUCGUCACGCAGCAGACGUCUAUGGAACUUCCCAUACAAGAAAAUUUAACGAACGCUUUAACGGUGACAGACGGUUUGGUGCAACCGACCCUAAGAGUUCUUUAGCUCUCUAGUGAUAAGUAGCUUUCUUACUACUCACUCGCUAAUGUUUAGAUUGUCCUAUCUCAACUACAUAUCUUGUUAGAUCUGACUUAAUACCAAGUAGGUGAUAUCUCUAGUUCCUAAUGAAUUGUGUAAUAUGUAGCUGCCAAAAAUAACCUAAGAUAAGUGUCACUUCUCUUCUCUUUAAUCUAUUAUAGCUUUUUUUAAAUGUAAAACUCUAAUCUACUUUUUUUUCACCUGAACACAUGUGAAGGUCAAUGCAAAGUCACCUUAAAUAAUUAAUAAAAAACUUCAUACACAUUUCAUUUUUAAAAUUUUCGCAAUAUCUUUAAAUGAAUUUUUGAGGUCCUAAUUGUAUUGUUAGUAGGUUCAAUGUUUAUUGUAAAAAUGUAGUGAGAAAAACAACGCAUAUUUAAGUAUAGGUGGUAUACAUUUAGGUUUAAAAAUGGUUCUGGCAGCUACAAUUCAGUAAAGUUUUUUUUUUGUUAAAUCUAUUCAAAAUUAUCUUUUUUUAAGAUUUUUUCUAGAACUUCUACAUUAAUAGGGUAUCUAUGACAAUAUUGUGAAUGUUUGUAAAACGAUAGGCUAACCGACUUAAAAAAAUGUAACAUGUAUACUUAACAUCAAUUUUUAUUUACAAACGUUGAUAUAUUAAAGGUUUAUGUUAUAUUUUUGUCUGCAAAAACUUGUGAAAUUUCUUUAUUUUUCAGAAUAGCAGACUAUGUUAUGACUUAUGUUUACAUUAAAAAAUGAAUUAAUUUGUUAAGCUUGUUAUAUUUAAUUGCAUAACUUCAUAAUGUCAGCACAUACUUGAUAAUGAAAGUGAAUGAAUGACAAAAUGUCUGACCUGUUAUGUAAUUUAAAAGUCGACAUUUUUUAAACCGGUUAGUAUAUAAUAAUAAGUCUAUUCGUAUACUUAGUGUGACACAUUCCAUAUCAUAGUUAUAAUGCCCCAGGCAUUGUUAUUUAAAAAGGUCUCGACUGAAUUCACGUACAAGCUAAAUUAAUUCUUAAUCCAGCUAAAAUGUAGUUGCAAUUCGUUGGGACUUUUUAACUACGUAUUUUUUCUCGAACAUUUCAAAAUUAUGCAAAAUUUAAAGAAAUUGUCGUUUUCAUGUAACCUAAAGUGUAUCUUAUGAAUGCAAUUCAUAUAAUAAAUGCUUGAAUCAAA
This is a messenger RNA of Leguminivora glycinivorella, 3140 nucleotides long. It is a transcript of the gene Sptr, whose product is annotated as sepiapterin reductase-like. Gene Ontology annotation, biological process: tetrahydrobiopterin biosynthetic process. Gene Ontology annotation, molecular function: sepiapterin reductase (NADP+) activity. NCBI's taxonomy places the organism in Eukaryota, Metazoa, Arthropoda, Insecta, Lepidoptera, Tortricidae. The transcript is spliced from 3 exons. The coding region runs from base 469 to 1275 and encodes 268 amino acids. The record is from RefSeq and is a predicted model, not a curated record.